Molecule: messenger RNA, 417 nt
Organism: Musca vetustissima
Lineage: Eukaryota; Metazoa; Arthropoda; Insecta; Diptera; Muscidae
Product: nuclear nucleic acid-binding protein C1D-like
Exons: 2
Coding region: 1-417 (138 amino acids)
Biological process (GO): regulation of gene expression; maturation of 5.8S rRNA
Cellular component (GO): nucleolus; exosome (RNase complex)
Molecular function (GO): RNA binding; DNA binding
Source: RefSeq, a predicted model, not a curated record
AUGUCUAAUCGCGACUACGCCGAACUACGUAAUGAUGAUAAAUUCAUCAACUGUGUGGAAAAUUUCGAUGCCAGUUUGGACAAAAUUGAGGCAGACCUGCAACUGGCAUGCGGUUUCAAGGAUUACGAUGAGCUGUCGACCCAGGAACGUGUAAAACUGGACAAUUAUUUGGCCUAUUCCAUAAAUUCGUUGUAUUGGAUGUAUGUCAAAUUGCAGGGCUUGGAUCCAAAUGAGCAUGGUAUAAAAAAUGAGUUGUCGCGUGUGCGACAAACUAUCUUGAGAGAUAAACAAAUCUAUGAACGCAAUACAAUACGUCCCGUCUUGGAUAAAGGUGCUGCCGGCCGUUUUAUUAAACAUGGUUUACACAUACGUUAUGACAAAGAUGGCAAGCCGAUACCAACGAAUAAUGAUGCGUAG